Nyctereutes procyonoides (raccoon dog) is the source of this 1133-nucleotide messenger RNA. Its product is annotated as Wilms tumor protein 1-interacting protein-like. Bases 1 to 834 code for a protein of 277 amino acids. The transcript is spliced from 3 exons. Lineage: Eukaryota; Metazoa; Chordata; Mammalia; Carnivora; Canidae. The record is from RefSeq and is a predicted model, not a curated record.
AUGGGGCGCUCCGAGAGCCCGGCCUUUCCUCUCUCUGCCCCCGGAGCCCGUAGCCGCAGCCAAGCUCAGCCUAGGGACACGUCCCUCAAAGUCAGCGUGGCCCCGGGCAUGGGGAGUGGGCUGGCGGGCGACGGGUGGGCGCUGCCAGGCCACAGGGAGCUGCCGGGCGGGGGCCUGGUUCCCGGCGCUCGUGGGUCCUUCCCAUCCAGCAUCGGGACCCUUGGAGCGGGCCGCGGGGCCAGGCCGGCUGUCCUCCUCCUCGGGAGCCGGGGUCUGGCUGUCGGGGGGCGGCUCCGUGUGCACCCCUCCAGCAGGCUGGGUCCCCGGGGGCCGACGCCGGGUGGGGUCAGCAGCUCCGGGGGCAGCCUGUCUGGAGGGCUCGGGGGCGCAGGGACGGAGCUGUCGAGUCCCCGAGCAGCUGCCUGGAGGAGGCCCUGGCGUCCAGGAGCCCCGAGGGCGGCCCUGGCUCCCCCCAGGCCUGGGUUUGCACCGCCCGUCCGGAGAGCUGAGGGCGGCCGCUCGGGAACACGGGGAGCCCAGCAGGACACCCUUCCGGUCCCGGCACCUGGGACGAGAAAGCCCCGCAGCCGGGGCGGGGCAGGCUGGCCCGGGGACACCCCGACCUUCCUCAGGAGCCCACGUCCCACCGUCCGGAGUGCGUGCCGGUCGGCGCCUGCCCGAGGGAAGACGGACUUCACGGUCUUCAGGUACGUUCCUGUGGGACUGAGGUCCGUCCCCAGCAGUGCGUUCAGAAGGGACACGGACGGCAGAGGGAAGCGGAGCCUCGGGCUGUCCCACCCCCGGUCCCAGAAAGCACGGACCGGGCGAAAUUAGGGAAAGUUAGACGCAGACUCCAGCAAGACGCGGACGAGGUGGGAAACUGCGCAGACGGGGCAGGGCAAGAAGGGGCCACUCUGCCGCGGAGCGGGGUGCAGCCUGGGUGGGCCCGCCCGUCGCCCGUCGCCCGGCCCAGAGCCACUGGGCACCCUCGCUCGUGCUGCAGUAUGGGGACGGGCAGCAGCAACUGGCGCCACCCACCAGGGUGGGAAGGGCGUCCGGGACGCAGGCUCUGCUGGGCCCUGUGGGCCUGCUGCUCCGUGGGAGCUCGGGGUGCUCCGACAGACUGGCUGGGG